This is a messenger RNA of Symsagittifera roscoffensis, 1819 nucleotides long. RefSeq names its product dnaJ homolog shv-like. Gene Ontology annotation, molecular function: misfolded protein binding. NCBI's taxonomy places the organism in Eukaryota, Metazoa, Xenacoelomorpha, Acoela, Convolutidae. The record is from RefSeq and is a predicted model, not a curated record. Gene Ontology annotation, cellular component: endoplasmic reticulum. The transcript has 9 exons. Gene Ontology annotation, biological process: protein maturation; protein folding. The coding region runs from base 45 to 1103 and encodes 352 amino acids.
GUUGUAAUAAACUUAUUAAAUAGAACCAGAUAUAUGUCAUUGUAAUGAACAUUUAUCGCCUGUUCAUAUUUGUUUUUUGCUGCAAUUAUCUACAUGCCGGGCGAGAUUUCUACAAAAUCCUUGGCGUGGAGAAAAAAGCGAAGGUCAAUGAAAUAAAGAGGGCCUUCCGGAAACUUGCUCAGAAAUAUCAUCCUGAUAAGAACCCAGAUGAUCCUCAAGCUAAUGAAAAGUUUCAAGAAUUGAGUGCGGCAUAUGAGGUCCUGACCGAUGAAGAUCAAAGAAAACAAUAUGAUCGAUGCGGAGAAGAGUGUCUAAAAGAGGGAGGUGGGGGCAGAAGUGACCCAUUUGCCGACUUCUUCAAUUUUGGGUUCGGUGGUUUCGGAGGAGGUGGUGGUAGGCAGAACUCGGACACUCCGAGAGGCGAAGAUGUGCUCCUGAAAAUCACAGUGACUUUGGAAGAACUAUAUUCUGGCAAUUUCGUAGAUAUCGUGCGCAACAAGCCAAUUCCUAAGCCAGCUUCGGGAACCAGAAAGUGCAACUGUCGGAGAGAGAUGAGGACGCAGUCGAUGGGACCAGGACGCUUCCAGAUGUUCGAAGAGACAGUGUGUGAGGACUGUCCUAAUGUCAAGCUAGUUAAUGAGGAGCGAACUCUUGAGUUUGAGAUUCAACCGGGCAUGAAAGACCAGAGUGAGUUCCGAUGGGUGGGGGAGGGAGAGCCGCACAUAGACGGGGACCAGGGCGAUUUGAUAAUCCGAAUCCAGACUGCCAAACAUGACCACUUCGAGAGGCGGGGAGAUGACCUCUACACUAACGUCACUAUCUCCCUAACACAGGCGCUCACUGGAUUCAACAUAGACCUAGAACACCUCGACGGACACAAAGUGUCUGUAAUUCGCGAGAAAGUGACGUGGCCGGGAGCAAAGAUCAAGAAGAAGGAAGAGGGUAUGCCGAACUUUGACGACAACACGAGAAAAGGAGAUUUGUACAUCACGUUCGACGUCGCAUUCCCUAAAGGAGACUUAGACGCAGAGACCAAAACAGCGAUCAAAAACUUGUUAGGAGGAGUUGACGACAAACCGGUUAUUUACAAUGGACUCAGAUAACUACAACAGAAAAGAAAAACAGGCAAAUGAUGAUUUGUUUUUUGCAACGCUAUGCUGGCUGUUUCCAUGUGAUGCCAACUAGAUGGUGUUUUCAUAUGCCGUUUUUGAAAUAAUCAGGGACAUUAUAUGAUAUUCAUAAUAUCGGGUCAUUUCGAAUUUACUCUUUUAAAUUGUGCGUUGAAACGUGACCUCGAGUUUUGUAUUUAAUUAUAUUACAUUCUUUUACAUUUUUCUGGUUUUCGUUUAGCCAAUCGUAUGAGUUGAGUUGAAAAAUGAGAUAUUUUUCUAUUAAUGGGAUUAAAACUGAAAAGACCCUCCAUAUCCAAAUAAUUUAACUGCGUGAAUCAAUAUCGUUUUGAAAAUUAUGAACAACAUGGGUGAUUCAGAUCGCAAAAGAACGUACCUGGAAAUAUUCACUACACUGGCGAUAAAGUAUUAUGUAUGGUUUUUGAAGCAAUUAAAGAUUAAAUAUAAUUGUAAAGUAUAGAUACUUUAUUUCGGUACUAGUGAUCGAAUGCUAAUUUCAUGUGGUUUGGAUUUCUCGCCUUCAAUCGUUCGCCCAAUUAAGUGCUCAAAAGUUCUCAUAUGGUGUUCUUUAAUAAAAGCAUAUAUUUUCAUUAUAUUUUGAGCUGUAUUAAUUGUGUUGUUUUUUCCUGUAUAGAUAUGUUUGCUGGAUUUUGUCAUAUCAAAUAUGAAUUUAAAGUAAAUUAAAACAA